AAAAACCCAAACUCUUUAAUUUAAAAAAAAAAUUAAAAAAAUAAAGCAUUACUCUCGGCUUCUCGCUAAAUAGUUGUUUAGAUAAGACUAGAAAGCACUUUGAAAAAAAAACAAAAACAGAUAGCUUCAGAUUCAAGUACCUAAUCCUCAUUAUUCGAUUAUGUCCUUGUUUCUCAAUUUCAUUAACUCAAAUUUACAGUAAUGUCUUGGCUAUUCAAAUCGUUCCAAUCCGACGGUCCAGAUUCGUCGGAGCAGGAUCACGAUGAUCACAGCCCAUCCACCACUCCACGUGGCGUUAAAGACGAUCUCUCCGCCCUCGGCCAAACCCUCGGCCGCCAGUUCCGCGGCGUCGCCAACUUCCUGGCCCCACCGCCACCACCUUCUUCAAUCGCAGCCGUUGAUCCCUCAUCAUCAUCAUCAUCAUCAUCAGAAUCACAGUCGCAAUCUCAAGCUCUCGUUGGAAUUCGCAACGAUCUUGUUGAAAUCGGUGGGAGCUUGAAGAGUAGGUUGUCCCUUCUGUCCAGUGCCAAAGCCGUGAGUGAGAUCUCGAAGCUCGCUACCAACUUGUUACUGCUCGAAAACAACGAGGAGGAGGAGGAAGAGGAAGAAGAAGAAGAAGCUUUUCGACAAGACGAGGACGACGAUGAUGUUCCUGGAGUCACCGAUGAUGUUCUCGAUUUCGUUUCGGAGAUUUCCACGCGACCCGAGCUCUGGACCGAUUUUCCUUUACCACUCGAUAAUAAUGAUUUCAAUAUGUCUGAUGUUCAGAAAGAACAUGCUUCAACUGUUGAACGUUUGGCCCCAAGUUUGGCGGCUCUCAGACUUAAACUUCAAAGUUAUAUGAGUGAAGAACAGUUUUGGAUAAUUUAUUUUAUAUUGUUGCUGCCAAGAUUAAGUGAACAUGAUUUUGAGCUUCUAUCUACGUCUAAGAUUCUUGAAGCGAGGGAUGUACUUCUGCAAAAGCUGCAAAAGAAUGCACAGUUGGAGAAUGAUAACAGUAAGACUCUUGAUAGAUCUCAAGAUAGUAGCAAGGCAAGCAAGCCACAAGGGGAAAAUAUGCAAUCUGAUUUAAAAGUUGAUUCAACUGAUAUCAGAAGAGCAGAAGUUGCAAUGGAUGAUGAAGGGGAUACUGAAAAGUGGUUGGAAGAGGAAGAUAUUGAAACAGGGACUUCUGUGCGUGCUCAAAACAAAGUUGAACAUGAGGAGGACGUAUCGUUCAGUGAUCUGGAGGAUGAUGAUAAUGAUCUUUCUAAUAGACUCUCAUGCCUUAGUCUAAAGCAGCAAAAGGAAGGCCAUUCAAAUGGAUGCAAUGACUGGGUUCAACUCAAUCGAAGUCCCGAGACUCAGUGUGGCCAUGGACAGCAAAAGGAAGGGCAGUCAAAUAUUCGAGAUAAAGAUUCAGAAGGUGAGGAUUCAAAUGACUGGCUUACUGUUGAUGAUUUUGACUAAAGUUUGGCAGUUUGUUUUGUCCUUGAUUUAUUGUAAAGUUUCUACCAUUUUUUUUUUCGAUCCCUGGGGGUUCUGUGCCUAAGAAUUAUUUAUUGUUUAUAUUAAUAAGUCAGUCUUCAUAUAGAGAAUUAUCCAUUGUUAAAUAGCCAGAUUUAGGUUGUAUAGAAAUUGGGACAUUUAAGUUCACUCUAUUAUGUGGCUGUGCUCUUCCUGUCUCCGCCACGACAGUCAUCAUCAAUGGCACAGGCAGAUUUUUUGAGGAA
Messenger RNA from Quercus robur (English oak), 1712 nucleotides. RefSeq lists its product as uncharacterized. The transcript has 3 exons. The coding region runs from base 202 to 1449 and encodes 415 amino acids. The record is from RefSeq and is a predicted model, not a curated record. Lineage: Eukaryota; Viridiplantae; Streptophyta; Magnoliopsida; Fagales; Fagaceae.